GCAAACUGCAGGUCAACAGCACGCGGAGCUCAAUGUCACGGACUCGCGUGUUACGCAGCUUCAAUGUGCUACAUUAAUGUAGAUCCCGCGGACAAAAACUGCAUCAUUUGAGGCUGCAAGCUUUUUGUCGGUCAUGGCGGCGUGUGGAGGAUGCAGGUUUUUUGUCCUGACUUUAAGAACUCUAUCAAGUUCAGCCUCACCGUGUGCUCUGCCUUUAACGAAACACAGGACUCUGUCAACCUCAGCAAGAACAUACUCCCUAGACUCAUUCUCCUCUGGGACAAGAAAAACCCCGGCACAGACCGAGCGGAUUUCUCCAUCCUCUGGAGGCGUUCAGAGGAAUCUCUCUGCUGUCGCUCUGCCCCUGACGGGUCAGUUUCGCCCGCUCUGCCGGUACGAUCCUUUAGAUUUGGGCGAUGUGGAUGAAAAUGAACAGAAAGCACUGGUUUGUAAAAAUCUGAGACGGUUCAUCGUAGACCCUGCCCUCGCAACAAUCGUGACCGACCACCUCAGCAGGGACAUCGAUGAUGGGAAAGCUGUCAUAUUUGAGUGUAACCCAGGUCCUGGAGUGUUGACUCGUGCUUUGCUGAACCGCGGGGCCCAGAGAGUAGUUGCACUGGAGAGUGACGCAAACUUUCUCCCUGAGUUGCUGGAACUGGAGAGCAGACUGGAGGGGCAGCUGGAUGUGGUUCAUUGUGAUUUCUUCAAACUGGACCCCAUUGGCAACGGCAUCAUGAAACCCCCCGUCAUGUACUCAGAAAAGCUCUUCUCUGACCUUGCCAUCUCUGAAGUACCGUGGACAGCAGAUGUCCCAGUGAAGAUCGUGGGUCUCUUCACACAGAGGAAUGAGAGAAACUUGAUGUGGAAGAUGAUUUACAACCUGUUUGAGCGCCGCUCCAUUUUUCGCUAUGGACGUGUGGAGCUGAUCAUGUUCAUCAGUCAGAAAGAGUACACGAAACUAGUGACCCGUCCGAGGGAUUAUAAGAACUACCAAGCUUUCAGUGCCUUGGCGCAGAUGGCCUUUGAUAUUGAGUUACUGCAUGAAGAGCCAUUGUCAUCAUUUUUGACUACAACCAACAAUAAUAGAAAGAGCGCGUCAGGGAGCACUCUAUCCCAGAGUGAAAACCUUUGUCUGGUGCGUAUCACCCCACGCGAGGACUUGUUUAGCUCUCAUUUAACUCCCUUGAACGGCAGCACACUGGUCCUGAUGGUGAAACAAUGCCUUGCCAAGAGAAAAGGCAAACUGAUUCAACAAAUUAACUCAUGGAGUCCUGGCAUGGGAUCGGAGUUGAUCUCAAAUCUUGGUUUUCUUGACGACACACUGACAGGUGACGUUUACCCUGAUGAGUACAAGCGUCUCUUUGAGCUGAUGGAACAGUCUGGAAGCUUCGCUGAGAGCUGGCUUUAUCAGGAGACGCUGGAAACCACAAAAAUAGGCCACGGUUAACACCACCAGAGACAUUCGCCUUCACAACUGAUCAUGGAGAAAACAGAAAAAAAAAAGUGUUGUUUUAUAUGGAAGAAAGACAACUAGUGAAGAAAAACACUAUCUUGCUUUACAAACAAACUCUUAAUGAUGGCUAAUAUGUAGACAGACUUGUCUAUAACAGACUUUACAUAUUGAUAAAGUUAUAUUUAGUCAAAUGACGGGGACUGGAGAAGCUGGUGUUGGAGACAUGAAUGAUACUGAACUCAUGAAGCCAAUAACUAUUAUGUGUGUACUGCAUAUACACCGAAUACUUCCUUAAUCUCUUUGAUUCGAAUAGGAGAUCUUAAAUAUGAAUAGAAUUAAGCGACUUGUAAUCCUAAUGAUUGCAUUAGCACAGCCAGUUGAGAUGUACAUUUGCAAAGUGCUCAUGUUUUUGUGUUUUCAUAUUUAAAUGUUUGCUGUAUUUAAUAAGAUGAUUUUUACAAAAAUAAACUACAAAUGAAUGGC
Molecule: messenger RNA, 1936 nt
Organism: Danio rerio (zebrafish)
Lineage: Eukaryota; Metazoa; Chordata; Actinopteri; Cypriniformes; Danionidae
Gene: tfb2m
Product: transcription factor B2, mitochondrial
Biological process (GO): rRNA methylation; rRNA modification
Cellular component (GO): mitochondrion
Molecular function (GO): rRNA (adenine-N6,N6-)-dimethyltransferase activity; RNA binding
Source: RefSeq, marked validated